Molecule: messenger RNA, 1448 nt
Organism: Topomyia yanbarensis
Lineage: Eukaryota; Metazoa; Arthropoda; Insecta; Diptera; Culicidae
Product: zinc finger protein 677-like
Exons: 2
Coding region: 50-1435 (461 amino acids)
Cellular component (GO): nucleus
Molecular function (GO): zinc ion binding
Source: RefSeq, a predicted model, not a curated record
ACAAAGGUGAUACUAUUUUCUGGAUCCGUAGAAAGCAAUCCAAUCUCCCAUGAUGACUUCCAGCCUGGUAAUGCUGAAAAACUGCCGCUGCUGUCUGGUUGCGGAUGAUGAAAUGUUUUACGUGUUCGAAGUGGCGAGCGAGUUUGGUGGUCAGAUUGCCGAGUUGAUUGCAAACUGUGCCGGAGUUGUGAUUACUGAAACCGAUUGCUACUCCAAACUUAUUUGUGGCCGAUGCCUUAAAGAUCUGCACGUCGCCACACGAUUCCGCAAACGUUGCCUUGAAACGGAGCUCGCGUUUGAAAAUAUUCAGCAAAUUCACGACAUUCAGGAACCAAUAGUGAAACUCGAGGAACCUUGCGACGCUGAGGAACUCUCUUUUCCGGACAAUCCAAUCACCCAACCCACUCUGAUUAAACAGGAAACGGCUGAGGUCGUUCAGCGUUUAGAGGAAUCCAAGAGUAACCCGGCUCUUCUAAUUAGCUCUGUUGCAGAACGCCCAACGAACAUUCCAUCUCUGAUGCACUCGGUAGCCGAUAUAACUCCAUUACCCACCCUGACCAGAAAACCGCCUGCAGUACUGCAAAGUCUUGGUUUGAAACGCACGUGCAGUAAGAUCGUUACAAUCACCGUUGAUAAUACCUCAGUUCAGGAAUUUCAACAAUCUGAUCAACAUACUUCAAGAUCGCCAGAGGAAAGAUUCGAGAACAGCGAUACUCACGACAGUACAGCGACCACGAGCAACCACCAACAGACCGAUGCUAUGCACAAAUGUGAUUUGUGCGAAAAACAGUUCUCUACCGUUGCCAAUCUCACGAAGCAUCAAAAACAAAACCAUGACCGAGUACGAUUGUUCAAAUGUGAUAUUUGCGAACGAGAAUUUUACACGGUUCACCAUAUGACCAAGCACAAGCGAACCCACUUCGAUGAUCGCCCACACAUAUGCAACGUGUGUGGCAAAGGAUUCUUGGAGAACAGUCACCUCGAGUACCAUAAGCGAACACAUACCGGUGAACGCCCAUAUAAAUGUGAUCUCUGCAGUAAACAGUUCCUUCGAAGUAGUCAUCUCACACAGCAUCGGCGAAAACAUACCGACGGUCAGCAGCACAAAUGUGAGCUCUGCGGAAGAGGCUUUUCGGACAACACUGCAUUGAUGCGACAUAAGCGUAACCACACGGACGAACGGCCACACAAAUGUGAUUUCUGCGGUAAGCAAUUCCGCAGCAAUAGCUAUCUGAUGUUGCAUAGGCGUAUCCAUACCGGAGAGAAACCCCACGUUUGCAAGGUAUGCGGCAAAGCGUUUAUCGAGAAGAGCCAGCUGACACAACAUGUACGUAUUCACACGAGCGAGCGGCCGCACAUUUGUGAGAUAUGCGGCAAAGGGUUCAUUCAGGGCGGGCAUCUAGUGCAACAUAAGCGAAUUCAUCUUGUCGGGUGAAAGUUUGUCAAAU